This is a messenger RNA of Tupaia belangeri chinensis (Chinese tree shrew), 1521 nucleotides long. It is a transcript of the gene HPX, whose product is annotated as hemopexin. The transcript has 10 exons. The coding region runs from base 47 to 1447 and encodes 466 amino acids. The record is from RefSeq and is a predicted model, not a curated record. Gene Ontology annotation, molecular function: heme transmembrane transporter activity. Lineage: Eukaryota; Metazoa; Chordata; Mammalia; Scandentia; Tupaiidae. Gene Ontology annotation, biological process: intracellular iron ion homeostasis; heme transport.
AGUUCAACCUGUGCCCAGGGCUGUCCCGUGGUCACUCCAGCUCAGCAUGGCGAGGACACUGAGAGCACCAGUUGCCUUGGUGGUGUUGGGCCUAUGCUGGUCUCUGGCUAUUGCCAGCCCUCUUCCUCCGGCUAGUGGCCAUGGGAACGUUGCUGAAGGUGGGAAUGGAACUAAGCCAGACCCAGACGUGAUCGAGCGCUGCUCGGAUGACUGGAGCUUUGACGCCACCACUCUAGAUGAAAAUGGGACCAUGUUGUUCUUUAAAGGGGGCUUCGUGUGGAAGAGUUACAAAUGGAUCCGGGCAUUGAUCUCAGAGCAGUGGGAGAAUUUUCCCAACUCCGUGGAUGCUGCAUUCCGCCGUGGUCACAGCGAUGUCUACCUGAUCGAGGGGGACAAAGUCUGGAUGUAUUCUUCUGGAAAGAAAGAGAAUGGAUAUCCCAAGUCACUCCAAGAAGAAUUUCCUGGAAUCCCUUCUCCUUUGGAUGCUGCUGUGGAAUGUCACCGUGGAGAAUGCCAAGAUGAAGGUGUCCUCUUCUUCCAAGGUAACCGUGAAUGGUUCUGGGACUUCACUACGGGAGAAAAAAAGGAGCGAGAAUGGCCAGCUGUUGGAAACUGCUCCUCUGCCCUGCGCUGGCUUGGCCGCUACUACUGCUUCCAGGGUAACCAGUUCCUGCGCUUCAACCCAGUCACGGGAGAGGUGCCUCCCAGGUAUCCUCUGGAUGCCCGAGACUACUUCAUGUCCUGCCCUGGCAGAGGCCAUGGCCAUAGAUACAGGAAUAGGACUGCCCAUGGAAAUGGUACCCACCAUGGCCUGGAGUAUUCACGCUGUAGUCCUGAUCUACUCUUGUCUGCACUGACGUCUGACGACCAUGGUGCCACCUAUGCCUUCAGUGGGUCCCACUACUGGCGUUUGGACACCAGCCGGGAUGGGUGGCAUAGCUGGCCCAUUGUUCACCAGUGGCCCCAGGGUCCUUCAAAAGUGGAUGCUGCCUUUUCCUGGGAAAAUAAAUUGUAUCUGGUCCAGGGCACACAAGUAUAUAUCUUCCUAACAAAAGGAGGCUAUACCUUAGUAAGUGGUUAUCCAAAGCGGCUGGAGAAGGAAUUUGGGAGCCCUUAUGGGAUCAGCCUUGAGUCUGUGGAUGCAGCCUUUGUCUGUCCUGGGUCCUCUCGGCUCCACAUCAUGGCAGGUCGGCGGCUAUGGUGGUUGGACUUGAAGUCAGGAGCUCAAGCCACAUGGACAGAACUUUCUUGGCCCCAUGAAAAGGUUGAUGGGGCCCUGUGUUUGGAAAAAUCUCUUGGCCCUAACUCAUGCUCCGCCAAUGGUCCCAGCUUGUACCUCAUCCAUGGCCCCAAUUUGUACUGCUACAGUGAUGUGGAUAAACUGAAUGCAGCCAAGGCCCUUCCCCAGCCCCAAAGAGUGGCUGAUCUCCUGGGUUGUAGUCACUGAGGGGAUCUUCUGAUGUGAGUCUGGACUAACCCCACCUCCCAGUUUCCUCAUAAUAAAGCCAGACUGCAUCUUCA